Messenger RNA from Acinonyx jubatus (cheetah), 12827 nucleotides. RefSeq names its product kelch like family member 29 (gene KLHL29). The record is from RefSeq and is a predicted model, not a curated record. The transcript is spliced from 13 exons. Gene Ontology annotation, molecular function: protein binding. Bases 8174 to 10801 code for a protein of 875 amino acids. NCBI's taxonomy places the organism in Eukaryota, Metazoa, Chordata, Mammalia, Carnivora, Felidae.
CGCCAGCUCUCCCAGGCCCCUCUCACCUGUUUUGCUAUACUUACCCCAAGCUCCUCUCAAUUCCUGAACAUUCCGUACAGCUUCCUAACUCUGUUUCCAUUACUAAGGUGGUUUCUCUGUCUAGAAUACCCUUCCUCUCUUCUUCACCUGGCAUGCCCACUUUGCAGAUGAUACAUCACUAUCUCCUCCAGGAAAGCUCUUCCAGCCGAGCCUGCGGGCCUUGGGGCCUCUGUCCCUGUUCCCACAGCUCCCUGUGUUCUGUGGAACUCUUAACCAACCAUGAACUUCCCCCCGCAAAGGUGGGAACGCUGUCUUCCUUUAUUCAACAUGGCCAGCACCCAGCCUAGCACCCCGCCCAUAGGAGAUGUUCCAUGAACGUGGAUGGACAUCAGACUUGCACUAUAGCUCAAAGAGCAUGUGGAGGGCACAGAAUUCAUUUAGGCCCAAACUCCACAUGAUAGUGUGAGAGAGCAAGUUCACAGACUGCUCUCCAGUGAUACCACACCUCUGCACAGUCAGGGGCAAGGUCCUUGCAUAGCACCAGGCCAUCCUGUCUGCCCUGAGGGCCUGAGCACUCACUUGGGACAAAGACUCAGCCUGAGGAGUUCCAGCCCCAAUGGUAUCUGAGCACCGAGCAGGUGGUCCUCAGUGGAAGCUCCAUGAGUGAACAAGUGAGGAACAUGGGGAAGCCUGGCCUUAGCUGGUGGCCGACAUUUAUCCCCCACAAGGGAUGGGACUAGCAAAGCAUGCUUUAUUGGAGGGUUAAGUAAUCAAUGGCGAUUCUCAAGCAAUGAGUGCUGGUCAGACUGUCUGAGCCCUGACCUUAAUAGACACUGACCUGGACGACAGGGUCCCUGGUGCCCUAUAGUGCUUGAAGGGACUCUCUGAGUCUCCUUGAUUUGGCUUCAGGGUACCAUAUGGAUCCCUCCUCUCCUGUCCAGCCUGGCUAUCAGAGGAGUAGAGGAAGUAGGGAGAGAAGCCAAGGCAGGGUCUCACUUCCAGAAGACUCUCUGGGGCCAUGUGUACCUACUGAGCUGACCAGGAGCAGCUGGUCAGACAGCACUCUGCAUGCAGCCCAGCAAUUGCACUGAUCAAAGCCAACUGUUAUGGUUUCCAGAUUUGUUGAUUUAAACACUCAACCAGACUCCUCUUAAUUUACACACACACACACGCACGCACACCCAUGCAUGAGAAUGCUAAACUGGCCAAACUCAAUGCCAGCACCAAGAAACAAAAGAAGCCCAUUCCCUCUCCUCUUCCUCCCACCCACUUUGCAGACCUUCCAGGGGCAAUGCACAUAAUUUGGGCUUUUGUGCCACGACUCAGCAAGCUAGAUUCUGAUAUUGGCCUUAGUGGUCUAGCCCUGCAGCCCCACGACCAUCGAUGGCUUUGUCUGUACAGGGAAGAACGAUCUGAGUUACAAAAAGCCGACUUCCUGGCAGAUAUUUUGGGAUUUGAACUGCUCACUAGCAAGGGUCUGGGAAGUAGCCGCUCAGGCCAGUUAGCUAAUCAGCAAAUGCACAGGACCCUGGUCUGGGCUUGGUCUGUGCCCUUGGGAGGCGAAGGUAGAAUUAGAGCACAGAACCCCUGCUUCCAAAGCCCUCAUGGUCUGGCCUGAGGAGGAGUAGCAGUGCCCAGGGCACAGAACUGAGUCUCCCCCACUUAUGUGCAUCUGUGCCAGCCGCUCUGAGGACGGUAGACAAUGGGGCUUCAGGGAAGGGGAGGCAGAGGGUCCUGGGCCAGGCUGAUGACUGACGAGCCUCUGUCUGGCCCCUUAGCUGCCUUGUGGAGUAGAGGCCACAGAGUCCACUCUUCCAGUCCAGGGGCCUGCCAUCUGUGAACUUCUUUUUUUCUUAAAACUUAGAAAUAUAAGCAAUUUGACAGAAAAAAAUUUUAAAAGAACCCAAUUAAUAUAAAAUUUGAAAUGAUCAGCCUUUGCAGAUUCUCUUUUCAUCUUUUUAACAUGCAGACACGGGGGGGAUACCAGACUCUUAUGGUUUCCGUUUCUCUCGUGAUGGGAUUCCUCCUCCGUGUCUCCCUCCACACUGGGUGGCUGGACAGCUGUUCGAGGGGCCCUGUUACCUGGGCUGAGUUUUGCUCACCAGCUCCCACCCUUAGCAAAGUGCUUUAGUGCACCAACUUCUUGCCUCAAAUACACUUGGCUUUCUGCUCUUUGAGCUUUGCAAGGUUAAUGAUAUGGGCGAGGGACGUAGGUGUUUCUGUUUGCAUCAGCUACAAGUCACUUUCUACCUCUGGUGCCUCAGUUUUCUCCUCUACAAAAUGGGCAUGAUAAGAAUACCUAUUGCAGAGGGCUCUUGUGAUGAGUAAAUGAGAUAAUGUGCAGCUCAUAAUAAGUGUUCAAAAAAGGGUGGGAUAGGAGUAGUAAUUAUAGUGAAUCCUACUGCAAUGGUUAUUAUUAAUUAUCACUGGGAAGCAGACAGGUGCGGUGAGCUGGGGACUUAUGUUGCCGGCAUAACACUAGCUUUCAGGAGCAUCCAGUUGACUAGUGCAGGCUCAGUCUUCAGGCCAGCAGGUCCCUUCCUCUGGCCCCUGGGGGAUCUAGAGUAGAAGAUCUUUGUUCACAUCACCCUGCCUCUUCAAGAUUUGCAUGAAAUAUUCGGGGGAGGGGGGUUCAUUAUGACAUAUUUUUCUUACUUGGAAGUAAAGGGAAGAAGAGCUGAAGUCCACCUGGUUGACUCACGAGUGAAGUGUUGGUCCUCUAGAGAGGGGUGAGCAUUCAGGCCGUUAGGACGGGGACUCAGAGCCCCUCCCUUCUCCUGCCCCCAUAUCAUGAAUCCAGGGACUGUCCCCCAAAAAGAGUGGCUCUGAUGGUGAAUGGAGCCCAAACUCCCAGACCAGGUCAAGAAGCAGCCCAGGUGCCCCAUCCCCUUUGGACAAUCAAUGCUUUCUUGUUAUUGGUGACUCCCCGGGCGCAGGGACGGGGCCUGAUCUGUGAGCCCAGGGCCAGCACUGCCAGGCAGGGGCUCGUUUCCGGGAGUCCUGUACCCUGUGCCCUGAGAGGCACUUCCAGGCCCAGCGCUGUUUCGAGGCCCUUAAGGCAGGCAGCCUGUGCUAGGAGGCUGCACUGGAAGCCACAGCCUCCAGGUGGGGACGGGCCUCCCUGGGGAAACUGACCCUGUGCCAUGUUCCUCCCUUGCUGUCAACCUCGCCUGGCCACUCCACAGUUCUCCACCCAGGACACUUUUUCUAGCCAGCUCCAGCCAUCACCCCCUCAGAUUUGGGGUUACCCAGGGCUCUGGCUCCCUGUCCUCUUCCUCCACCCCUCCUCCUCCUCCUGGACAUUCUCACCUGCUAACUGAGCCCCAGAAUAUGCCUUCUGUGUUAUCUGUUGACUCCCUGCUGGCCAGUGUACCAUGGCCUCUAGACAGCUGCUACAGCACCCAGCCAGGCCAGGCCGGCCCCAGGUCAGGACUGGGCCCUGGCCCAGGACUGGUGUCACCCUGCCUGAGGGCUGUCAGCAGGGAGGGUGUCAGCAUAAACCACCUUCCCACCCAGGAGGGAAGCCAGGUAAGGGAGACUCAGGGAGAGCAGAAUGGGAUUGAAGACUUCCCCGCCUCAUUGAGGAGGAUUGGGGCCACUCCAUGGGAGGGUACAGCCCUUGGUCAAAUAGACUGCAGCCCAGGCAGAGCCAGAUCCCCCUGGAGAUGGGGCCCUGGGUAUGGGGUGAGCAUUGUGUUCAUUUUCUCAGGCUUGGCCUCUGCAGUUUCCUGGGAUCCAGGGCAAGUGCCUGAGCCUCCCAGGACCUCAGUUUGCUAAUCUGUGCAAUGGGAGGGCUGGAGGGAGAGGAGCCUUUGCAGGAACCUUUCAGUCCGACCUUCUGUGAUUCAUUGACUACUUAAAAACAAAGCCUUAAUGCUGGGUUCGGCUGGGCAGUGGGGAGAAAGAGAACAAAGCAUGCCUUGUUUGCUUGUAUUGGAAUCCAAGGAGUGGACUCACUGGGAUUUCACACCCCUGGCCAGAAGUCAAGACUAGGCCACUGCCCUGACUCCUGUCUCCUGGGUCCCAAGACUGUGAGACCACCAAAACUCACUGGGAAGGGUAGUUCCAGUGAUUAAUUACACAAGUCUUUUUUCAGCGGACUAUUUACAUACCCCAGCUCUUUAAGGGGAAGCAACUUCUACAUUAUAGCACAUAAAAGUUUUCCCGUGCUUUAAGGCUAUUUUUUCAUACAUUUUUCUUAGGACAACACAAAUCCUCAUUAUAGAUAUUUCUGUAUUUUAGCAAAAGGAACCAUACUCAUAGUAAUGAGAUCCCUGAAUAAAGUUCAGUUCAUUUUCAUCUCUUUCCUCCCCGAGUAUUAUUGCCGGAAAUGUUACGUUAUCAUAAACCAGAGUUCAGGUUGCAUCUAGGGUUUUAACAGUUGUCAUUUUUCUCUGGAUACAAAUUCGGAUUACUGCCCACAUUUUACGAAGACCCUCUCCCUCACUCUGGUGUUUUAUUUGUAGGUAUUUUUUUUCUUUGCUGGGUUCACAGCCCAGACGAUGAGAACUAGGAGGGUUUAUGAUGGAGAGUUCCUGUGUUCUCUGUGUCUCUUCUCUACCAGCCAUCUGAGGCAAGGAGCCUGGGCAGGGGUGUAUGUGGCAGGUAAUGUGGGAGGGGCUGAUACAGGGGGCUCCCCCAACUGGCAAUCCAGAGGUCUCUGGGCCCAAGGCCUCCUGUGUGGGCACUGCCUGCUGUGUAGGAGAGCCCUCGGAGGUGAGGCUCAUGUGCUGGAAGCUUCUAGGUAGACUUCCUUCCCUUCAACCAUACCACAAACCACUGGCAGGACUGAUGCUUGGACUUCACAAGUGGGUCAGGGUCAAGGGCCUUCUCUCUGGCACCCUGAAGCUGUAGGUGCAGCCUGCCUUUCGGCCUGUUUGCUGGCAUGACGGCCAGCUGGAAGUCGGGAGUCGGGAGCUCCUCACCUGUUCAGGCCCGGUGGCUGUCCCUCUCCACCUCCUCUGUGGUGUCUGCAAAUACCUCCCUGCGGACUUUCUGUGAAGCCCCACCCUCCCUGCCCCUCUACCUGGUGUGGGGAUUGAGAAACUGGCUUUGGACUCAGAUAAAUCUGUAUUUGAAUCCCACUUAUGAGCUGUGUAACCUUAGGAAAGUGUCUUCUUCACUCCUGGGUAAGGUUCUUCACCUGUAAAGUGGAGUUUUAUAGUAACUACAGCCAAGUUGGGAGGAUGAAGUUAGAUCAGAUAUAUCAAGUACCUUAACCAGUGCCUGGUACCCACGGGUGUCCCAUAGGUGAUGGGGGCGCCGUGCCUUCAUUCCCAGCCACACUGCUUCCAGCUUCUCCUGUGGGUUUUCUUCUCUGUCACCUUGACCUCCAGUAGAGCCCUAACUCUCUUUUGUUUGAAACGUUUUGGGUAAAUCCUCCCGAGGGGACUACUCACCCACUCCCCUCUUCCACAGCAGUGUUCAUCCAGGGGACCACUCUCUGUAUGACACAGGCACUGUCCACCGAGCACUUUACAGACAGCCUCAUUCCCGCAGCGGAAGCCCCAUUUCCUAGGAGGAGACAGAGGUUCAAAAUGUUCAAGCCAAUUGCUCAAGAACACACAAAAGAUAAAUGUCAGAGCCAGGACACAAGGCUUUGUUGAAUUCCAAAGCCUGUCCUCCUACCCAGUCUGCAGCCUUAAGAGUGUCACUUGGUGGGGCACCUGGGUGGCUCAGUCAGUUAAGCGUCCAACUUCAGCUCAGGUCAUGAUCUCACAGUUCGUGGGUUCGAGCCCCACCUCGGGUUCUGUGCUGAUAGCUCAGAGCCUGGAGUCUGCUUCAGAUUCUGUGUCUCCCUCUCUGUCUUCCCCUCCCUGCUCCAAAAUAAAUAAACACUAAAAAAAAUUUUUUUUAAGUAUCAUUUGUUAUGCAGCAAUGCCUUGAUGCCCAGGGGUCCUGUGAGGGUAGUUAGGAUGUUUGACCCUGAACUGAAACCCAAAAGUUGCUGUGCUUGCUGAGGCUAUCCUGCUUUUCAUGGUCUCUCUGCAUCUUUUCUCAUCCUCAUCCAUUAAACUUGCCGCAGUCAUGUCUCACCUGAAGCAGCAGCACCCCCUUGCCUGCCUUGGACCUACUUGGUACAACUGUGCGCAGAGGAAGCGUUCGUAGGUGACCAGCAAGGGCGCUGGGGCUUUCCGGUGAACCAGGGGCUUCUUCACAGUGAUGCCAUCCAGUUUGCUUAUUCUAAGGCUCUGUUUGAUCACUUCUGGACUGUGGCUGUGUCUGGGAUAAAGGAGAGGCCGUUCUUCCUUUAUUUCCAGGCGGAUUGAGAUGUUUUGCCUUUUGAAAUCUGAUCAGGAAAAAAAAAAUGCUUUUUUUCAAGGUUAGGUAGGCAUCCAAGUGGGAUGGGAAGAUGAGGCAGGCCUUCCGGGGUUCUCUUCCCACAGAGCUGGGUGCCCCAAGGGGACCCAAGGACUUGGAGUGCAAGAGGAGACACCCAGGUCUCCUCCAACCCCAGCCCUAGGUCCACACUGCAGUUUUAUUCCUGCCUCCAGUGUCGGCUCUCUCCAGAUGGUGCCGCAUCACCAACCAUCUCCAGGGGCCAGGCUGCACACCUGUAAAAUGGGGAUGUGGCUGUCCCCCCACCCCCACAGAGUUUGCACAGAGUAAACUCUGCCCCAAAUAUGUGAGCACUCACUGUAUGAGCCCGAUUUUGUGGUUGCUUGCCCCAAUCACAGUCCCCAAAGAACUGCCCCCGUGGACAGGUGUUAGAGCAGUAGAAUGGAGUGUUAGGGCAUGUGCACCUGCCCCUCAGGGGUGGUUAUGGACCCUGGGGGAGGGCAGGAGGUUCCAGAUCCUCAGAUGGGAGAGGGAGGGCAGAGGCAUAUUGAACUGCCUGGCAUUCUAACUUCCAAAGACUCCUUUCCCAGCCCCAAUGUGCAUUUUGUUCAGCAAACCCCAAACCGGGAAAGCUCGCCACCCGGAUGCCAAUGAGUAAACAGCAUAGCGUGUCUGGGGCAGGCCGGGGGCAGAGGGCGCUCAUUCCAUGAGGAAAGCAAAAGAGGGCGCAGAGGUAUUCCCCCAGAGUGAGUUUUUCGAAUUCCUCUUGGGAUCCUUCUUCCAUUCUAAGGCAAAAGACAUGAAUGCUAAACUGGGGUUCUUGCCAGCACUGAUAAGGAAAACCUGCGAAUGCAGGAGUCUCAUUAAGAAAAUCCUAAAAUUUUAGUCUUAUCACUGCUGCAAGAUAAUACAGUAAGCAUGUUCGUUCUAACCUCCCUCGGCUCCCCACCCCCUGAAAUCUCUCUUAGCUACGGCUGGCAGGGUGAACGGCUGCCCCAGCGCCAGCCCGAGGUGCUGUCUGAUUGGGAUUUGUCCCCUUGCCUCGGCCGUAUGGAGUGAAUCUCCGAUCUGAGUGGACAGGGCUUCGCCCCUUCCCACCCCCAGCUGCUGCCGCAGUCACUCAGCUCCACAGACACCGCCUGAAUCCCUACUGCGUGCAGGGCCGAUGGUGGGGGCUGUGGAAGGGCCCAAUUCAUCUGGCGAGAGCCAAUGAGAUGAGGAGGGAGCACUGAUUUAUAGGCCAAGCUGCCGGCCGACCUUGUCCCCAGCGAAGGCUCAUUGCAACAGGCUUCUCAUCCAAGUGAUUAUUUGCUGUUUGUACCGCUUGGGCUUGGCAACGAUCCUACAAUUCCUGCUGGCAGAGAGGAAACAGGAACCUUGAAGUAAGUGCUUCUCUCACAAAGAGACGAUUCACGGAGGAAGGCUUGUGCGUCCCUUGGGACUGGCCUAGGCACCUCCAGCCCUGCCCUGUCACCACAAUGACUUUUUCCCUCGUGCUUUCCUCUCCCCAACCCCCUCCCCACCUGGGGUUUCUUUGGCUCCCCAGGACACCUCCGUGAGGUGGAUAGGGUAGACCCGAGUAUUCCCAUCUCUCAGAGAAGGAAGCUGAUGCCGGAGAGGUGAGGGGACUUGCUCAGUGCCAUGCUCGAGAGCACCAGAGCCCGCCCCAGGAGCGCUGGCUCCUCGUCUGAAUCUCUCCGCGACACCAACCCGCCAGCUGGCCGGGAGGGCAGAAGACAGCGCGGUGGCACGGGCACCAGCCGGGCAGGCCUGGGCUCCGUGCAGAAGCUGGUGUUCAGAGGGGCCGAGGAAGGCCGGGAGAUGCUGCGUCCCCGGGGACUCGUAAGAGGUCCGGCCUCUGUUCCCCUGUGAGGAGCAGCCACGGCCCAGCAAGAUGUCCCGGCACCACAGCCGCUUCGAACGAGAUUACCGCGUGGGCUGGGACCGCCGAGAGUGGAGCGCCAACGGUACUCAUGGGACCACCAGCAUCUGCAGCGCCACCGCGGGGGCCAGUGGCGGCUCAGCCAGUAGCCUCAGCGCCCGGCCCGGCCUCUUGCCGCUGCCCGUGGUGCCGUCCCGGCUGCCCACGCCCGCCACCGCCCCAGCUCCCUGCACUACCGGCAGCGGUGAGGCCAUCACCAGCCUCGUGGCCAGCUCUGCCUCCGCCGUCACCACCAAGGCUCCCGGCAUCUCCAAAGCGGAUAGUCAGUCCCAGGGACUCACGACCAGCAUCCGGUGGGGGCAGACGCCCAUCAAUCAGUCCACGCCCUGGGACACUGAUGAGCCGCCCUCCAAACAGAUGAGGGAGAGCGACAAUCCAGGCACAGGGCCAUGGGUGACCACGGUGGCCGCCGGGAACCAGCCUGCCCUGAUCGCACACUCCUAUGGAGUGGCCCAGCCUCCUACCUUCAGCCCGGCUGUGAACGUCCAGGCCCCAGUCAUUGGGGUGACCCCCUCACUGCCUCCCCACGUGGGGCCCCAGCUCCCGCUGAUGCCAGGCCACUACUCGCUCCCACAGCCACCCUCUCAGCCACUGAGUAGCGUGGUGGUCAACAUGCCGGCCCAGGCCCUGUACGCCAGCCCACAGCCCCUGGCCAUGUCCACACUGCCUGGCGUGGGGCAGGUGGCCCGUCCGGGACCCACUGCCGUGGGCAACGGCCACAUGGCAGGGCCCCUGCUGCCUCCACCAGCACCAGCCCAGCCGUCUGCCACCCUCCCCAGCGGUGCCCCUGCCACCAAUGGGCCCCCCACGACUGACUCGGCCCAUGGGCUGCAGAUGCUGCGGACAAUUGGCGUGGGGAAGUAUGAGUUCACCGACCCUGGGCACCCCAAAGAAAUGUUGAAGGAAUUGAACCAGCAGCGCAGAGCGAAAGCGUUUACAGACCUGAAAAUUGUUGUUGAAGGCAGAGAGUUUGAAGUCCACCAAAAUGUUCUAGCUUCCUGCAGCUUGUAUUUCAAGGACCUGAUUCAAAGGUCGGUGCAAGACGGCAGCCAGUGUGGCCGGGAGAAGCUGGAGCUCGUCCUGUCCAACCUGCAGGCCGAUGUCCUUGAACUGCUCCUGGAGUUUGUCUACACGGGCUCCCUGGUCAUCGACUCGGCCAAUGCCAAGACGCUGCUGGAGGCGGCCAGCAAGUUCCAGUUCCACACAUUCUGCAAAGUCUGUGUGUCCUUUCUCGAGAAGCAGCUGACGGCCAGCAACUGCCUGGGGGUCCUGGCCAUGGCUGAGGCCAUGCAGUGCAGCGAGCUCUACCACAUGGCCAAGGCCUUUGCGCUGCAGAUCUUCCCUGAGGUGGCGGCCCAGGAGGAGAUCCUCAGCAUCUCCAAGGACGACUUCAUCGCCUACAUCUCCAAUGACAGCCUCAACACGAAGGCCGAGGAACUAGUAUAUGAGACCGUCAUCAAGUGGAUCAAGAAGGACCCCGUGGCCCGUGCACAGUAUGCCGCAGAGCUCCUGGCCGUGGUCCGCCUCCCCUUCAUCCACCCCAGCUAUCUGCUCAACGUGGUUGACAACGAGGAGCUGAUCAAGUCGUCAGAAGCGUGUCGGGACCUGGUCAACGAGGCCAAACGCUACCACAUGUUGCCCCACGCCCGCCAGGAGAUGCAGACACCCCGAACCCGGCCCCGCCUCUCCGCAGGUGUGGCUGAGGUCAUCGUCUUGGUUGGGGGCCGUCAGAUGGUGGGGAUGACCCAGCGCUCACUGGUGGCCGUCACCUGCUGGAACCCACAGAACAACAAGUGGUACCCCCUCGCCUCACUGCCCUUCUAUGACCGAGAGUUCUUCAGCGUAGUGAGUGCCGGGGACAACAUCUACCUCUCAGGUGGGAUGGAAUCAGGGGUGACGCUGGCCGAUGUCUGGUGCUACAUGUCCCUGCUCGAUAACUGGAACCUCGUCUCCAGAAUGACGGUCCCCCGCUGCCGGCACAACAGCCUUGUCUACGAUGGGAAGAUUUACACCCUCGGGGGACUUGGCGUAGCGGGCAACGUGGACCACGUGGAGAGGUACGAUACCAUUACCAAUCAAUGGGAGGCUGUGGCCCCUCUGCCCAAGGCCGUGCACUCCGCAGCAGCCACAGUGUGUGGCGGCAAGAUCUACGUGUUUGGUGGUGUGAACGAGGCAGGCAGAGCCGCAGGCGUCCUACAGUCUUACGUUCCACAGACCAACACAUGGAGCUUUAUCGAGUCCCCAAUGAUUGACAACAAGUACGCUCCCGCCGUCACCCUCAAUGGCUUCGUUUUCAUCCUGGGCGGGGCUUAUGCCAGAGCCACCACCAUCUACGACCCUGAGAAAGGGAACAUUAAGGCAGGCCCAAACAUGAAUCACUCUCGCCAGUUCUGCAGCGCUGUGGUGCUUGAUGGCAAGAUUUAUGCAACUGGCGGCAUUGUUAGCAGUGAGGGGCCUGCCCUGGGCAACAUGGAAGCCUAUGAGCCCGCGACCAACACGUGGACCCUACUCCCCCACAUGCCCUGCCCUGUGUUCAGACACGGCUGCGUUGUGAUAAAGAAAUAUAUUCAAAGCGGCUGACAUCGGCAGAAAGCCCACGUCGAGUCUGGACAAGUCGGGUGAGGCAGAUGCUACUCACGGUGAUCAAUGUUCAGCAACACCAAUAAGAGGCCGAUAGACACAAUCGAAGAAAUCACUGCGCUAAACAUUUUGAAUACUCUCUACAUUGAAUGUAGAAAAUCAUCCUCGCCUUUGGGGGAAAUGGGGGCAUAGCGCUCCGAGCAGCAGGAACCACAACCAUCUGAGGAGCUGGGCCGAGGGCUGGGGGGGGCUCCUGCAAAGGCACUUGCUCUGAACGGAGGCGCUCACUCUGCCCGGUGCAAUAGAGUUUCACAUAUUUUUUCAACUGGGAGAGAGAAGCUGAUUUUUCCUUCCUGCAGAGCAAGCUUGAUCCCUACACAACCAUAGAUCAGUUAUCCUAUGACAAUAUUAGGUGUCAGGCUCUCUUGGAAUAAGAUCAAAGUGUCCUUAUCACUUUGAUUCCUACUUUUGUUUUUAACCAAUCUACACUUUUCAGUGGCCGAGAGAAGAGAAGCGACAAUACUGUGCUGCACAAGGCCUGGGAGGUCCCUGCUGGUCCCUGCUGGGCUGAGGACGAGUCCAGCCACCCGUGCAGAGCCAGAUGUGGCUGGAGCCACAGUGCAGGGAGCAGCCUAGGGACAGCUGGGAGAACCUUUGUCCUUCACGGGUUUCUCUACCUUGUUUUUGCUGGAGGACAGGUGACCGUGCUAGCUUUCUCUUGUCCGAUAUGAAUUAUUUAGAUUUCCAAGGCAUUUUCUUGAUAAACAAAAAGGCUAUUUUUAAGUACUGAGAGAAGGAGGAGGCCAUGAGAGGGAUAAUGCAGGAAUUCCCAAAGCUCUUCGCAGGUAGUGCCAGAGUGGGGCAUUUGCUCUAAUUUUUUCUACGUGCAGAAUAGAGGAUCUCUCCUGGGUGGGGGUGAAUACCCCCGUUUUAUUUUUUAAAAAAUGUAACUCCCAGACAGCCCCAUUAAGAGCUGUGCCUCAUGGAGGCAUUGUCAAAGAAGAUUCUGUUCUAGAAGGAAACCAGUUCUGGCUCAUGACACCAGUCCAGCUCCCUCCAUGAGGUCAAGCUGAGGACCCAGGCCGGGUAGGAAGGGAGGAAGGGAGGGAGGGAGAAUAAAUGUCUACAAAGCACAGGAGACUAUUUUUGAUAUUUAUAGCUAUAUAUUAAGGCACCUGCCACAAGAGCUCUCAGGAUAGGGACAGCCUUCGUAGACGAGCCAUGACAGCCACGACCUGAGGGGCAUGAGCAGAAUCACUCCUCCUGUAGCAUUUUAACCAGAGAAAGGGGAGCCAGGAGGGAGGUCACACCGUGGCUCAGAGAGAAAGGCCUUCCUGCCAGUCCUCAGACCCUCAAACCUCACGCGGUGACCAGUUUCCAUUCCAGGGCAAGAAGAAAGCCGCCACCACUGCGCUUGUUUAGUUGAAGUUGGUACCAAAUACGCAUUCGCCAUUUUUAUAUCUGGGAAGUCAACUUGCCGUCAUUUCAUAAUAAAAACCAUUUCUAAGGAGAAAAGGACAGGACAGGACGUGCUUUCCAUCUUUCGGUAUUUGAUGACACAAAAUUCCAGUUCUAAUGUCGGGCAUCAACUUCUAGCACUACAAGUGUGGCUCCCACUUGGACAAGAUACCGAGCUUCGUUUAUGCAGUUUUUACUAUUAUUUAUUCUUUUAAAAAGUAAUAAGCACAAAACUACAUACGUUGUAUGUCAUUUAAAGUAUUUAUGUCAAACAGGGUGCAAGUGUGAACCCAAGGACCGGAGCACAAAUCUCUAACUGCCUGGGGCAGGGCCGAUGUUAGCGUUGGCAUGCGUCUGCCUCCAAAGGAGGCGUUAGUGGUCAGCGAGACUCAACACAGACGACAUUGAAAUUCCGCUUCUCUCCUCAUCUAUCACACUGGAGCAACACUGGCUAUUUCUGUGAAUGAUACAAAACAGGGUUCUCUGUAAUGGUAUUGUACAUAGUAUAUGUUUAUUGUUAAGUUCUUGUUAUAUUAUAAUAAAUAUAUUUAUAGAUCUAGACUCAGAA